Molecule: messenger RNA, 1152 nt
Organism: Durusdinium trenchii
Lineage: Eukaryota; Dinophyceae; Suessiales; Symbiodiniaceae
Source: the annotation of a GenBank genome assembly
AUGGCGGAGCUCUCCCUCGAGGCGGAAGCCUACCUAUGGUGGCCUCUUAUACUGUACAUGUUUUACCUCAUGUCAGUGGUUUGCGAUGACUACUUGUUGCCAGCUGUCGAUGCCAUCAGUGCUCGCUUUCAUAUUCCCGAUGAUGUUGCAGGAGCAACACUCGUGGCCUUUGCCUGUAACGGUCCAGAACUGUUGACGAACAGCUGCUCCAUCUACCUGAACGAUGAAUCAGUAGGAAUUGGGACCAUCGUUGGCUCCGCAAUCUUCAACGUACUGGUCAUUACAGGGUGCUGUCCACUCGUUGCACCAGACCGCUUUUUGAAGAUAAACCCCGCAUUCUUUCUGCGAGAUGCAUUCUUUUCCGCGUUGUCUAUCGUUCUACUUUGGUGGGCGCUCCCCAUUGUGGACCUCUUCAAAGCCUCUACAUUGCUGGCUUUCUCUGCCCUCUAUGCAUGGGUUGUUGCAAAAAGUGGCCAAUGGUUUGGCGAUCACCGCUAUGAUGGCACUGAGCUCCUGGCGGAGGGGAUCAUUACUUCACCCUCAGCCAUUUCUAGGCAAGUCUCAUCAGAUCCCGCCCUCGAAGUUCCCUUCCUGGCUGAGAAGAGGGAGCUUGUGCCUUUUGCUGUCAGCCAACCCGGUGGUCUUCUCCUUUGGUUGACGAUCCCGAACGUGAAGCUGCAGCCACGCCGUUACUUUUCAAGUUUCUUCAUGUCGAUGAUGUGGCUGAGUGCCACAGCAUAUGUUGUUUGCAUCGGUUCCGAUAGGAUCAACAUCCUUUGGGGUAUUCCUCGAAGCUUUCUUGGGUUGACCCUCGUCGCCAUUGGAACCUCCUGGCCGAACCUUUUAGCCUCCAUUGUCACCGCCAGGCAGGGGCGAGGAGAAAUGGCUAUCAGCAAUGCCUUGGGAAGCAAUGUCCAGAACAUCUUCUUUGUUUUGGCCUUUCCAAUUUUCAUCAGUGUUUUGGCCAGAGGUGACUACACCAGCAACAGUGCAGAAAUAUUGUCUUCGGUGUUAUGGAUGGGGGCUACGUUAGCGGUCGUAGUGCUGCUCGCCAGCUGUUCAGGAUUCAGCUUGCGAGCCUGGACUGGUUGUGCUUUUGUGGCCGUCUACGGCAUGUACUUAUUGCAGGCCUCAAGAGAGCUGCUUACAUGA